Dichotomopilus funicola is the source of this 1965-nucleotide messenger RNA. RefSeq names its product heat shock 70 kDa protein. The record is from RefSeq and is a predicted model, not a curated record. Gene Ontology annotation, cellular component: cytoplasm; nucleus; plasma membrane. The transcript is spliced from 3 exons. Bases 1 to 1965 code for a protein of 654 amino acids. Gene Ontology annotation, molecular function: ATP binding; ATP-dependent protein folding chaperone. Lineage: Eukaryota; Fungi; Ascomycota; Sordariomycetes; Sordariales; Chaetomiaceae.
AUGGCACCCGCGGUCGGUAUCGACUUGGGCACCACCUACUCGUGUGUGGGUGUCUUCCGUGAGGAUCGUUGCGAAAUCAUCGCCAAUGACCAGGGUAACCGCACCACUCCCUCUUUCGUGGCCUUCACGGACACCGAGCGCCUCAUUGGAGAUGCCGCCAAGAACCAGGUCGCCAUGAACCCCCACAACACGGUCUUCGACGCCAAGCGCCUCAUUGGCCGCAAGUUCAACGAUGCUGAGGUCCAGGCCGACAUGAAGCACUUCCCCUUCAAGAUCAUUGAGCGCGGCGGCAAGCCCAUCAUCGAGGUCGAGUUCAAGGGCGAGAACAAGACCUUCACCCCCGAGGAGAUUUCUUCCAUGGUCCUGACCAAGAUGCGUGAGACCGCCGAGGCUUACCUUGGUGACACCGUCAACAACGCCGUUGUCACGGUCCCCGCCUACUUCAACGACUCUCAGCGUCAAGCCACCAAGGAUGCCGGCCUCAUCGCUGGUCUUAACGUCCUCCGUAUCAUCAACGAGCCCACUGCGGCUGCCAUUGCCUACGGUCUUGACAAGAAGGUCGAGGGCGAGCGGAACGUCCUGAUUUUCGAUCUGGGUGGUGGUACCUUCGAUGUCUCUCUCCUCACCAUCGAGGAGGGUAUCUUCGAGGUCAAGUCCACCGCUGGUGACACUCACUUGGGUGGUGAGGAUUUCGACAACCGCCUCGUCAACCACCUGGCCAACGAGUUUAAGCGCCGCAACAAGAAGGACCUCACCGGCAAUGCCCGCUCGCUCCGUCGCCUGCGCACUGCUUGCGAGCGUGCCAAGCGUACCCUAUCGUCGUCUGCUCAGACCUCAAUUGAGAUCGACUCGCUUUUCGAAGGUAUCGACUUCUACACCUCGAUCACCCGUGCCCGUUUCGAGGAGCUGUGCCAGGACCUUUUCCGCUCCACUCUGCAGCCCGUCGACCGCGUUUUGACCGACGCCAAGAUCGACAAGUCUCAGGUCCACGAGAUCGUCCUUGUCGGUGGCUCUACCCGUAUCCCCCGUAUCCAGAAGCUCAUCAGCGACUACUUCAACGGCAAGGAGCCCAACAAGUCCAUCAACCCCGACGAGGCCGUUGCCUACGGUGCCGCCGUCCAGGCUGCCAUUUUGUCUGGCGACACUAGCUCCAAGUCGACCAACGAGAUCCUGCUGCUCGAUGUGGCUCCUCUCUCGCUCGGUAUCGAGACUGCCGGUGGUAUGAUGACCAAGCUCAUUCCCCGCAACACCACUAUCCCGACCAAGAAGUCGGAGGUAUUCUCCACCUUCUCGGACAACCAGCCUGGUGUCCUGAUCCAGGUCUACGAGGGUGAGCGCCAGCGUACCAAGGACAACAACCUGCUCGGCAAGUUCGAGCUUACCGGCAUCCCGCCUGCCCCUCGUGGUGUCCCCCAGAUCGAGGUUACCUUCGACCUUGACGCCAACGGCAUCAUGAACGUCUCCGCUCUCGAGAAGGGCACCGGCAAGACCAACCAGAUUGUCAUCACCAACGACAAGGGCCGUCUGUCGAAGGAGGACAUCGAGCGCAUGCUCGCGGAGGCUGAGAAGUUCAAGGAGGAGGAUGAGGCUGAGGCCAACCGUGUAUCGGCCAAGAACGGCCUUGAGUCGUACGCCUACUCUCUCCGCAACACCUUGAGCGACCCCAAGGUCGACGAGAAGCUCGACGCUGCCGACAAGAAGGCCCUCGAGGACAAGAUCCAGGAGGUUGUGGCCUGGCUCGACGACAGCCAACAGGCCACUCGUGAGGAGUACGAGGAACACCAGAAGGAUCUUGAGGCUAUCGCCAACCCGAUCAUGAUGAAGUUCUACGGUGCUGGUGGCGCUCCUGGCGGUGGCGCCCCUGGUGGCUUCCCCGGCGGUGCUCCGGGUGGCUUCCCUGGCGCUGGCGGCGCUCCCGGUGGCGGUCACGACAACGACGGCCCCACUGUCGAGGAGGUCGAUUAA